UAAAAAAAAAAAUCCCAAAUUAAUUGGUGUACAUGAAAGUUAUAUUGUGUACAAAUGACAGUAUAGAUACUGGAAUUUUUAUAUAUAUUAGUAAUGUCUGCAAUCAGCGACUUAUAGCGGGACUGCGGAGGACAUUCUGACACUGGGGGGGAAACUGACUGUCACUGACAUCCCCAAUGACACCAAUACAGUGAUCAGUGCUAAUAAAAAGCACUGACACUGUACUAAUGGCACUGGGCAGGAAGAGGUUAAUAUAAGGGGC
Staurois parvus is the source of this 262-nucleotide messenger RNA. Lineage: Eukaryota; Metazoa; Chordata; Amphibia; Anura; Ranidae. The record is from the annotation of a GenBank genome assembly.